ACAGCACCUUCGAUUAGCUUCAAGCUUCAAGACCAGGUUACCACCGACAAGUCAGCCAGGAUGUCCACGACGUUGACGAAAAAGCAGCAAAAAGCCCAGUCCUUUAGGACCAAGGGAGGCAAGGGAGGGAAGAAGGAGGCGCCCGUUCCCGAGGACGUUCCCGAACAAGACCUCUUGGACGACGAGGACGGCGAUGACAACAAGGAUGCAGGAGAUGUAUCCCUUGCGACCUUGAACAUCGACGGAAGAGAUUCUCAGAAGACGGUCGCAGAUUUAAAUUCCACGACUGAACCGGAUGGAAAGAAGAAAUCAAAGAGUAAACUGAGUAAAGAGAAGAAAUUACGUGAAAAGCUGGCUAGGGAGGCAGAAUUGGCGAAUGGCAAGCCGGCCGGAGAAACAUCUGCAGGUCAGAAGCGGAAACGAGAGGAAGACGUAAAACCUGUCACCAAGGUGGAGAAGGGCAAGAACAAGGCGGUCGACGCGGACGACGAGGGCAAGGGGCAAGCCAUGGAGGUCGAUGGAGAAGAGGGCAAAGAGAAGAAGAAGACCAAGAAGGAUAUCAAGCAACGAUUCAUCCUCUUUGUCGGCCACCUAUCUUUCAAGACGACCUCUUCCGAACUAGCCGCCUAUUUCGCUCGAGAAACCGGCCAUUCCCCCUCCGUCCGUCUCCUCACGACUAAACCUCCUGGCCCGCCCAAGUCCCGGGGGAUCGCGUUCAUCGAGUUCCCCACUUCCUCCUCCCUCCAGGCGGCCCUGAAACUGCAUCACACUGAACUGGACGGAAAGAGGAUCAAUGUAGAGCUGACCGCUGGAGGCGGAGGGUCGACGGGGGAGAGGAAGAAGAAGAUUGAAGAGCGGAAUCAGAGAGUAGGGGAACAGAGGGUGAAGCGGAAAGAGAGGGAGGCGGAAGAGGCUGGUGAGGAUGGGGAAGGGGAGGGUGGGGCUGGAGAGGUGGGCGAGGACGGGGAGCCGGUCAAGAAAAAGACCAAAGUGCGGGGUGGGAGACGAGGAAAGACGGACGACAAGGACAAGGAUGACGGAGCUCUACCAGGAUGGUCCGCGCGAAAGUCUGGGACGUUUGCGACAUCAGGGACCGGACCCGCCUCUCGUGGUCGAGGUCGAGGUGGUGCUCGGGGUGGCGGAUCAGGUCGGGGAAGGAGCGAUGGGGGCGGUCGAGGAGGUGGCGGUGGUGGUGGCGGGAGGUACUGGCAACCGACCGGCUCGAACGCCACCACCGUUGGUUAGGCCUAGCCUUCUUUCUCGCUGUAUUUCUUUCCAUUGGUACACGGUUGUAUGAUUAUAAUUUCGUCGCCUCGGCGGGCGCCCAUGUAACGGCAUGAUCCUCAUCCACAUCACAAUACACCCUCCUGCAUCACAUAGAUCCACGCCACAAGGAUCACUUGCGCUUCUUGCCGCCGCCCUUUUUUCCCGUCGCACCUUUGCUGCCCCGACCGCUUUCCGCCAGAGCAUGUCCUUCAUCUCGGACGUGCUCGAAUAACUUCGUCUUUGAGGGAAACUCUUCUCCACAGACGUUGCAAGCGUG
Filobasidium floriforme is the source of this 1543-nucleotide messenger RNA. RefSeq lists its product as uncharacterized. Bases 61 to 1245 code for a protein of 394 amino acids. Lineage: Eukaryota; Fungi; Basidiomycota; Tremellomycetes; Filobasidiales; Filobasidiaceae. Gene Ontology annotation, molecular function: RNA binding. The transcript has 3 exons. The record is from RefSeq and is a predicted model, not a curated record.